Pochonia chlamydosporia 170 is the source of this 1782-nucleotide messenger RNA. Its product is annotated as thioredoxin reductase. NCBI's taxonomy places the organism in Eukaryota, Fungi, Ascomycota, Sordariomycetes, Hypocreales, Clavicipitaceae. The record is from RefSeq and is a predicted model, not a curated record. The transcript has 2 exons. Bases 1 to 1782 code for a protein of 593 amino acids.
AUGGCAACUCCUGUUUCACUUCAUAACCAGCACUUUUGGAUUCCGUCAACGCACGUUCACAUGAACUAUUCUGGCAGAAAACGGCUAUCCUCCGCUCAACAGCAGAGUUCUUCAUCACUAGAUAUCGCUGGAAAGCCGUUACGUAAACCAUCAUCACGGUCAAGCAGUCAUGUGGUCGACGAUCAGACGGCGAAAACGGACGAGAUUAUAUCAAUACCAUCCGAUGAGGAAUCUGAUGUGGAGGGUGACAGCCAUCAUAAUGAGUCGCGGGAAAGAGCCACGCAUAUGUCGUCAACCCAAGCGAGCACGCUUCGUCAAGGUAGUAUGAUGACUGUAUGCACGAAAAGCCCCAGAAUAUUGGCUUGGGAUGAAAGCACUGGAGCCAUUGACAAUCACGAAGCAUCAGCGGAUGCAGUUUUUCUAGAAAGAAGCACGGAUACUGCUCAUGCUUUGCCUUCUCCUCGGGCUAGAUCCGUGGUGCGAGAUGAGGAUGCGGACUGCGAGCAGAGAGCUUCGUCCGUGCGACAAUCUUCUGCGGUCCUUGAUUACACCCCGAGGCAAAUCGAGAAGGCAUCAACCAACGUAUCUCUUUCAAACACUGCCGACAACUCUAAGCACGCACAUCCGGACGACACUCUUCCAUUAGUCGAGGCAUUGGCUGCAUCUGCCAAGGAACAGAUUGGAGACACUCGUCAUGUUGGCGAGCACAAUAGACAGUCUAAUCGCGAUGACGGCUACGAAGGCGCCGGUGCACCAUCUUCCCCCUCAGCCGCCGCAUACCAAGAAGUUCCUCGGGGUCCAAGCCCAGUUUCGGCACAGUCUACAACUUCCUCUGCGGCUAGUCCCUUUCAUUCGCCACUAACGCCUGGAUCAACUCGUGCCUCAACGCCGGCAGUGUCGCGACAGGUUAACAUGUCAUUAAAGAACCUGUCAUGUGAUCUGGACCCUAUGCAGACAAGCUCCUCUCGGGAAGCAACUGAGGAUAUUGUGAACACGCUUGGAGAUCCACCUCCAGUGCAGCCUCAACUUCCAGAUAGCUUCAAUGCCGAAUCAAACAUAUAUGUACAGAUUAAUGACAAGAAUAUGGAAACGCGGUCGAGCAAACCCCCUUCUUACCGGCGAAUCCGACCUACAACAAUGAACGAAAAAUCGCAGUGGCGCGACAGGGACGAUCCACAUAGGCAAGACGGUGUCCGUAGACAGAGCGACACUGAAUACUGCCCUUCAUCAACUGACGAUGAGAACGAGGAUGACGACCGUCAGGAUAGUGACGAUGACGAAGUAAUUCAACAGCAUUCACGCAAGCGCCGUAGAUUCGGUAGCCCCUCUAUUGGACCCAGAAUGCCCAGUAAACGGCACUGUCCUGAUACCUCGACAAGGGAACGUCGGCCACGGGACAUGCUCCUCUCUGCUAUAUCGCACCCCUCAACCGACGGUAUCGACGGUGUAAGAGCGGAGUUUGAAGAAUGGGCCUUAGAAAAUGUCCGGCUAAAGCGUACCAUUGUUAACGACAGAGCAACGUUCCAGUUACAGUUCGACUGGGACUUGUGCAUGAAACACGGCUACGCAGUGCACCCAGGGUCCAAGAGAAGUCAGAAGCGAGGAGGACACAGCACGAGAGCAAGGUUUACACCGGAGGAGGAUUGCCUGCUCAAAAGUUUGAAAGAGGAGCUCGAACUUUCGUGGGCAGACAUUCAUGCACAAUUUAGCGCCAAAUUUGGAUGGCGUUCAAAAGAGGCUCUUCAGGUUCGUUACUGUACAAAGUUGAAGUUUCGUGGGUGA